This is a messenger RNA of Vigna unguiculata (cowpea), 4270 nucleotides long. RefSeq names its product putative disease resistance RPP13-like protein 1. The record is from RefSeq and is a predicted model, not a curated record. Lineage: Eukaryota; Viridiplantae; Streptophyta; Magnoliopsida; Fabales; Fabaceae.
UGUUCACUGCUCUUAAAGUCUUGAUAAAAUACCUAACUACUGAUUUUCAUCACUAUAGCAUCCCUGCACUGAAUCAUUGUGAAAUCAUCUCACACUUCCAUUGCUUCUUCACUCCCUUUCCAUACCAUGGCAGCAGCACUUGUUGGUGGUGCUCUUCUUUCGGCAUUUCUACAGGUUGCAUUUGACAGGUUGGCUUCUCCUAAUGUUGUAGACUUCUUUCGUGGAAGAAAACUUGAUGAGAAGCUGUUGGGCAAUUUGAACAUCAUGCUGCACUCCAUCAAUGCUCUCGCUCAUGAUGCAGAACAAAAGCAGUUCACAGAUCCACACGUCAAAGCAUGGCUUUUCGCUGUCAAAGAGGCUGUCUUUGAUGCAGAGGAUCUCUUGAAUGAAAUAGACUAUGAGCUCACCAGAUGCCAAGUGGAAGCUGGAUCAGACCCACAAACCCUUGCUUCCAAGGUAUCAAAUUUCUUCAACUCAACUUUCAGUUCAUUUAACAAGAAAAUUGAAUCAGAGAUAAGAGAAGUCCUAGAAAAACUAGAAUAUCUUGCAAAGCAAAAGGGUGCUCUUGGUUUGAAAGAGGGUAUUUACUCUGGUGAUAGUUCAGGUAGCAAAGAGCCACAGAAAUUGCCAUCUUCUUCUUUGGUGGUUGAAAGUGUUAUUUAUGGCAGAGAUGCAGACAAAGAAAUGAUUUUAAAUUGGCUCACAUCUGAAACUGAGAAUCAUGACCAGCCAUCAAUACUUUCCAUUGUGGGAAUGGGUGGGUUGGGUAAGACCACACUCGCCCAACAUGUAUACAAUGACCCAAAGAUAGACGAGGCUAAAUUUGAUAUCAGAGCUUGGGUUUGUGUUUCCGACCAUUUUGAUGUUUUGAUAGUGACAAAAACAAUUCUUGAGGCAAUCACUAAAUCUAAAGAUGAUAGCGGAGACCUGGAAAUGGUUCAUGGAAGAUUGAAAAAAAAAAUAUCACGAAGGAAAUUUCUUCUUGUUUUGGAUGAUGUUUGGAACGAAAGACGAGAAGAAUGGGAAGCUGUGCGAACUCCUCUUAGUUAUGGGGCACCAGGAAGUAAAAUUCUUGUCACAACACGUGGUGAGAAAGUUGCUUCUAACAUGAUGUCUGAAGUGCAUAGGCUAAAGCAAUUAGAAGAAGAGGAAUGUUGGAAACUUUUUAAAAAGCAUGCACUAAAAAAUGAUGAUCAUGAAUUGAAUGAUGAGAAAAAGAAGAUUGGUAGAAGGAUAGUUGAGAAGUGCAAAGGAUUACCCCUUGCUCUGAAAACAAUUGGAAGUCUUCUCCGCACAAAGUCAUCCAUUUCAGAUUGGCAAAGCGUAUUGGAAAGCGACAUAUGGGACUUACCGAAAGAAGUUGAAAUUAUGCCUGCUCUACUAUUGAGUUAUCAACACCUUCCUUCUCAUCUCAAGAGGUGCUUUGCUUACUGUGCAUUAUUUCCAAAAGAUUAUGAAUUUGACAAGAAGGAAUUAAUUUUGUUGUGGAUGGCUGAAGAUUUUCUUCAUCACUCUAAUAAGAUCAAGAGUGCACAAGAAAUUGGUGAACAAUAUUUCGACGAUCUAUUAACAAGGUCCUUCUUUCUUCAAUUAAGCUCUGAAAUGCGACAAAUCAAGAAAGUACGAGAAAUUGGUGAACAAUAUUUCCAUGAUCAAUUAACGAGGUCCUUCUUUCUUGAAUCAAGCUUUGAAAUGCGAUUUGUCAUGCAUGACCUUCUCAAUGAUUUAGCAAAAUAUGUUUGUGCAGACUUUUGUUUCAGGUUGAAAUUUGAUAAAGGAAGUUGUAUACCCAAUACAACCCGUCAUUUCUCAUUUUCAUUCGGUGACGUAGAAUAUUUUGAUGGUUUAGGGAAUUUAACAGAUGCUAAAAGACUGCGUUCAUUUCAUUCAAUUACAAAUAACUGUAGCUAUAAAUUCAAUCCUUGCCAAUUCAAUAUUUUGGUACAUGAAUUGUUCUCCAAGUUCAAGUUUUUACACGUCUUAUCUUUGAAUGGAUAUGCUCAGCUUAUUGAGGUCCCUAAUUCUGUUGGUGAUCUUAAACAUCUCUGUUCGAUAGACCUUUCGUAUACUCAUAUACAAAAACUACCUGAUUCAAUAUGUUUGCUCUAUAACUUGCUAAUAAUGAAGAUGAACUUUUGUUCUUUUCUGGAGGAAUUACCUUCAAAUUUGCAUAAGCUCACCAAAUUGAAUUGUUUGGAAUUUGAACAUACAAAUGUGAGAAAGAUGCCAAUGCAUUUUGGAGAGUUGAAGAAUAUUCAAGUACUGAGUACGUUUUCUGUUGAUAGAGAUAGCAAGGUCAUCAAUAUUAAGCAACUUGGAGGACUCAAUCUUCAUGGAAGGCUAUCAAUUAAUGAGGUGCAGAAUAUUGUUAAUCCUUUGGAUGCAUUAGAAGCAAAUUUGAAAAAUCAGCACCUUGUGGAGCUUAAGUUAAAAUGGACUUUGAAUCACAUGCCCGAUGAUCCAAAGAAAGAAAGGAAAGUGCUUGAGAACCUACAACCUCCCAAACACUUGGAACAUUUGUCAAUAGAGAACUAUGGUGGUACAAAAUUCCCAAGUUGGGUAUUUGAUAACUCAUUAUCAAAUUUGGUGUUUUUACAUUUGGAGAACUGUAAGUAUUGUCUAUGGUUACCUCCCUUUGGACUUUUGUCAUCUCUGAAGUCCCUCGAGAUUACAGGGCUUGAUGGAAUAGUGAGCAUUGGUGCUGAAUUUUAUGGGAGCGACUCUUCUUCAUUCAGGUCCUUGGAAACAUUGAAGUUCUACAACAUGAAGGAAUUGGAAGAAUGGGAAUGUAAAACUACUUCUUUUCCACGUCUUCAAAAUCUUCAUAUCUAUCAUUGUCGCAAACUUAAAUGUCUGCCAAAUCAACUUCUUCAUUUAAAGAAUCUAGAUAUUAGUUGCUGUGAUAAGCUAGUAAUUAGCGUAAACAAAAUGUUCACAUCAUCGCUUCAACUCUUGAGUGUUAUGCUAUGCCCACUUGUGAAUAUGCCCAGGACCAAUUAUGAUUUUCUUGAAGCAAUGGAGAUUAAUAGUAACUGCGUUUAUUUUACCAUCUUUCCGCUAGAUUUCUUUCCAAACCUCCGUUUACUUCAAUUGAGUUGGUGCCAAAACCUAAAAGCAGUGUCACAGGAGCAUGCUCAUAAUCAUCUCAAGGUACUAAGAAUUGGAGAUUGUCCUCAAUUUGAAUCAUUUCCCAGUGAAGGAUUAUCUGCACCGAGGCUACAAAUAAUUUCAAUUCGAGGAGCGGAGAGUUUGAAGUUGAUGCCAAAACGUAUGCAAUUCCUACUCCCCUCUCUUACUGAUUUGGUGAUAAUUGAUUGUCCAAAAGUGGAGAUGUUCCCAGAUGAAGGAUUGCCAUCAAAUUUGAAAAAGAUGUCUCUUUCGAGCUUAAAACUUAUCGCCUCCCUUAGAGACACAUUGGAUGCCAAUACAUGUCUUGAAAGCUUGAUUGUUGAAAAGUUGGAUGUGGAGUCUUUUCCCGGUGAAGUUUUGUUGCCACGCUCUCUCACCACUCUACACAUCCGUUUUUGCCCAAAUCUUAAAAAGCUUGACUACAAUGGUCUAUCUCACAUCUCCUCUGUCAUAUAUUAUGGAUGUCCCAACCUUCAUCAAAGAAAAUUACAAAGUUCUUAGUUACAAAUACUUCACUCUUAUCGGCAUUUACUAAACAAUAGAUGCCUUUAAAGGAGACGAGUAUUACCGAGUCUGGCAUGUGCUUACACAAGUUUCUUACAAUGGCUUCCAAUGUCUUCUUCACUUCGAGUGAUCGCUCUAGGCAUCUUAAGGUAUGCUUGCAGUUUACUUAGAAAAGACAUGAAAAAGAUAGUGAUCACUCUUGAUUCCUUAUAUAUCCUAUACUUGCAAAAACAAGGGGACAAGCAGGCUCUAGCAAAGAGAAAACAAGUAGAAGGGAUUCAAAUUGGCAUAUCUGAUGAUGAGUUAUCUAAACAGGUCCAAGGAAAACUAGUACACCUGAGAGAGAGAUUGAAGCAAAGGGAGUUAUGAAAUGUAAAUGCUUCUAAACAUACAUUCUUAGACCCUUUAAAUUGUAUUUGAUUUCUUGGUGAACUGGGAAGGGAAUUUAAGUAGUGAGAAUUGCCAAUAAUUUUUAAUUUUUUUCCUUAUUGGGUUUCCAUUUAUUUAUAAAAUUAGUAGAGGAGAAUUUGUGUAGCAGUGACAUAGAUUAACUAUGUAAAAAUUGAGUAUUUGUUGUACCGAAAACAGUCAUUGUAUUUGUUAAUGAUAGAAAGAAAGAAAGAAAGAAAGAAAUACA